This is a messenger RNA of Olea europaea var. sylvestris, 1397 nucleotides long. RefSeq names its product NAC transcription factor 56-like. NCBI's taxonomy places the organism in Eukaryota, Viridiplantae, Streptophyta, Magnoliopsida, Lamiales, Oleaceae. The transcript is spliced from 3 exons. The record is from RefSeq and is a predicted model, not a curated record. Gene Ontology annotation, molecular function: DNA binding. Bases 178 to 1200 code for a protein of 340 amino acids. Gene Ontology annotation, biological process: regulation of DNA-templated transcription; system development.
CGUAUGCCAUAUAAAACAUGGGCUAGCUGGCCAACAUUUCAGCUUAUAGUAUUUUCUUGAUUGUACUCAGAUAAAUUUCCGAAAUCCAAAAGUUUGAAAGAAAAUCUUCAAGAAUAUAGAUCUUGAUAUAUGCAUCCAUAGAUACGUACAUAUAGAGAGAGAGUGAAAGAAAGAGAGAUGAAUAAAUCGAUGGAGAGUCCAGAUUCAUCCACAGGAGUUUCACAGCAGCCCCACUUGCCACCAGGGUUCCGCUUCCACCCCACGGAUGAGGAACUCGUGGUGCACUACCUCAAGAAGAAGGCUGCCGCUGCUCCUCUGCCGGUGUCCAUCAUAGCUGAAGUUGAUCUAUACAAAUUUGAUCCAUGGGAGCUCCCAGCUAAGGCGACGUUUGGAGAGCAAGAGUGGUACUUUUUCAGUCCGAGGGACAGGAAGUACCCUAACGGGGCUCGGCCUAAUAGGGCUGCGACUUCUGGAUAUUGGAAGGCCACCGGAACUGAUAAGCCGAUUUUGAGUGCCGGAGGGACUCAAAGAGUAGGGGUUAAGAAGGCAUUAGUUUUCUAUGGAGGGAAGCCUCCUAAAGGGAUCAAAACUAGUUGGAUCAUGCAUGAAUAUAGACUCCCCGACAAUAAACUGAACACAAAGCCUCCUGGGUGUGAUUUUGGUGGCAGCAAAAAGGGCUCUUUAAGGCUUGAUGAUUGGGUUUUAUGCCGGAUUUACAAGAAGAAUAAUUCACAAAGGCCUAUAGAUCAAGAAAUAGGGGAUGAUCUGAUAGGAUCAUUGGCAAUUGGCCAACAGAAGCUGCAGCAUCAGCAGGGACUCAAGCUCUCAAACUAUGGCGGAUUUCUCGAAAAUAAUGAACACAACAUGUUUUCUGGAAUGAUUAACGCUGCAAAUGAUGGAAUCAACACUAGCCUAAUUUCUCUAUCAGCCUCAAAACCACUUCUUCCAAUGGCACUCACACCAGCAUCAAGUACUUGUACUCUCCCAGCUAAAAGGACGCUUUCGAAUCAGUACUGGAACGACGAAGAAGUAGGUGCGAAUUCUCGUCUGAACAAGAAAUUUCUUGCAGAAAAUUGUGAUGGAACCAAUUCUAUUCCCACCAUCUUCAGCCAAAACCCUUCACAGCCAAUGUCGGGAUCUCUUGGUGAUGGCAUUUUUCGCCAGCCAUAUAAUGUUACAGGCAUGAAUUGGUACACCUAGACCAAGAAUGGAAGUCGAUUUGCUUUUAUAAAAAAUUAACGGGAUUCAGCCAAUUGUCAGAUUCAGAUGAUUUAAAGUUUUCUUGGGCAAUUUUAGGUGAGGCCGUAUAUAUUACCAGUCAUUUUUAAUUAUAUGUAAUUGACACUUUAUAUGUGUAUCUUUGAUUACUAAAUGAAAUAUUAUUGUGUAGAAUUUGU